Triplophysa rosa is the source of this 1571-nucleotide messenger RNA. RefSeq names its product tetraspanin 13a (gene tspan13a). The record is from RefSeq and is a predicted model, not a curated record. The transcript has 6 exons. Gene Ontology annotation, cellular component: membrane. Bases 61 to 672 code for a protein of 203 amino acids. NCBI's taxonomy places the organism in Eukaryota, Metazoa, Chordata, Actinopteri, Cypriniformes, Nemacheilidae.
GUCUUACAUAAACACAGACACACACGGACUAUGGUUUGAUUGUUCACUAGACAUUUCAGCAUGGCGUGCGGUGGGUUUGUUUGUUCCAAAAAUGCCCUCUGUGUGCUGAACAUCGUUUAUGUGAUGGUGAGUCUUCUCAUGAUUGGGGUGGCAGCGUGGGGCAAAUGGUUCGGUCUGGUCUCCAGCUUCAGAGUGAUGGCUGCUGUCAUUGCAGUUGGAUUAUUUCUCUUCCUUGUGGCCAUCGUGGGUUUAUGUGGAGCUCUGAAGCAUCAUCAAGUCCUUUUGUUCUUUUACAUGCUUAUACUUUCCAUGGUAUUCAUUGUGCAGUUCUCAGUAUCGUGUGCCUGCUUGGCAAUCAGCAAAGAACAACAGAACCUUCUCUUGGAGAUAGGAUGGAAUAAGUCUGAAUCAAUGCAGAGGGAUUUGGAGAAAUCGUUGGACUGCUGUGACUUUGAUCAAGUUAACUUUAAUGUAACGUGUGAAGCGGCCUGUUUCGAGGAGCUAACGUGUGAACCGUGUUCAGUAAAAAUCCAGGCGUAUGCAGACGAUGCUUUGCGUUUCGUUGGAGGAAUCAGUCUGUUUUUUAGUUUUACAGAGAUUUUUGGUGUCUGGCUAGCGUAUAGAUACAGGAAUCAGAAAGAUGCUCGACAAAAUCCUGGUGCUUUCAUUUAAAACACUACAACACAUGAUUUUCAGAAUAAGAUCGUUCUUUUUUUUCAAACAAACUACUUGCUGUACACCAAAUUCAAUGUUUCUUAAACACAUACUGAACGUUGAACUUGAUCAUGCUUCUGCUACUUGGUUGACGUCAUAUUAAAUACGUAUUACCACUAAAUAUGAUGUUUAUCGGAAUUGGACUUUGAUAACAAUAUAAUUACCCUUGAAUGAAUAACUGUGAGUUAAAUUGAGUUGAAGAUAUAAUGUGAAAAUACACCAACUUGACCCGAGACCUCAUCUUUUCUAGUUGAUUAUAAAUCAUAUUUAUAGUUAACAAGAUGUCACUUUGUUAUUCUGUUGGUGUUAAAGAAAUAUUCUGGCAUGUUUUCAACUGGUUAGUGUCAAAUGUUUAUUAAGCUUGCUCACUGCAACCUACACCCAACCCAGUUCCACAUCACGCUAUUGGACCAGGAUAUGAGCAGGACCUGCUACGUCAUUUAUUUGUCUUCCACACACCUCAUAGUGCUGCACGUGUGCUGUAGCCAGGUUGCUCAGCUGGUUUAUCAAGGAUUUAUUCAUUUUUCUUGUGCUGCCCUCUGCUGGCUAGGUGACUACAAAACGUUCCAACCUGUUCAUUUGCACUCUAAAAGAAGCUUGGCAUCACAGUAAAAAAAACAUGUUUUGUUUCAAUCAUAGAUUCAUUUGUGUAGAUAUCUGAUAUUAUACACUUUAAUGGGACCAUUUCCCUGCCUCAAAACUAUAGAAUAAAAACGGGGAAAUAAUCAGCACCUGCGCAAGAACUUCUGGCUUUCGUUACUUUAGCGCCACCCUCUGGUUUACAGUUUAUCCUGCAGUUGUUUUGUUUGCCUGUCAUGUACACAUUUGUUUCUCAAAUAAAUUUAGGAGACCUGUUA